AGAACAAGGAGGGGCCAAACGAAGAGAGGAUUUAAGGCUAUAAAAGACUGUUUCUGUGUGCUCCAAGUCAAUGUUUUGCCUUAAACCACAGCACAUCCUGCUCCUGUGUGCACCUGAGGACUAGAGACAAGUUGAGGCAGCAUGGAUGUAAGUACUUCAUCAAAUUCUCAGAUCUCUACACUGCAUUCUGAUCCUCUGUGUGGCAGCUGCCCGUCCUCUGGUUCUGCCCCACAGGCUAACAGCCUUUGGCCCAGCCUGUCACCUUCUGGAGCUGGAUUCCCCGCUUGGCCGGGACAGGCCACUCAACCCGCACCGUGCUGGACAGGCCAGACAAACACACCCUGCUGGCCUGGGACGCAACCAGCUCCAGUCUCUGUCCCCACUCCAUUUCCAGUCCAAGCUCCCACUCAAGUGAUAACACCACCUCCUGCACCAACCACAACUAUAGUUCCAGCUCCAACUGCAGUGCAGCCCUGUCAGCCUUGCUGGCCGGGCACCCAGUACCAGCCUCCUCAGCCACCAGUUCCAAUUCAAGUUCAAGCCCCAAAUCCAACUCCAACUCCAGUUCCAGUGCCUGCACCUGCUCCCAGCAUCCAUCCAAAUGUACCAGGCUGGCCUGCACAUCCCAGCUGGCCCUAUAACCCGGGACAAUCAGGGUGGCCUGGGCAGAAUCCGUCUAUCAUGCCUCCACACUGGCUCCCACCCACAUCUGGACCUCUAAGCGUGCCAUACAACUUGAACCUGGCCCGAGGGGUGUAUGACAAAAUGAUGAUGACGAUCUUGGGCUAUGUGAAACCAAACGCUAAAAUGUUCACAGUGAACUUCCUGAGAGGCAACGACAUCGCCUUUCACAUCAACCCCCGCUUCAACGAGGCGGGCAAGCAGGUGGUCGUCCGCAACCACAAACUGGGUGAACGCUGGGGUGCCGAAGAGAGAGACCUGAAGGGUCCCUUUCCUUUCGCGCUUGGGAGCCCUUUUGAGAUGAAGAUCCUGUGCACGCCUGAGACGUUCAGGGUGGCAGUGAACAACAUCCCCCUGUUUGAGUUCCGUCACCGCAUCAGAGAGCUCAACCAGAUCGACAGAAUCAACAUCUUGCAUGAUGUCGUCCUGACAUACGUCAAUGUGGAGACACUUCCUUAAGAAAUUCAGCUUUAGCCACACGGAUGAACGCAUAUAUACGACCGCGUGUUUAUGCAGCAGAGAUACAUAUAGGUAGAUAAACGGUGUGACACAUACUCUUACGGUAUUUACAUGCUACAUCUUGGGGGUAACGUUUCAGUUAAUGUUUAGCAUUAUGCUCUAAAAUGGGAUAAAUAAGCAUGUUAGUUGGUUCUGUGAUGUGUAAGGUAAUGAGCUGAGCUCAUUGAUUAACAAUAAGGAAUACGUCCUGUGCCACAGCACUAACCACUUCAUCCACAGAGGCAUUUGAUUUUCUGUAUAGAUGCUACUGCUACUAGUUUUAUUGUAGACAAUAACAUAAUCUAUAAUAUUAAAGUGCUACUAACUGAGAACUAUGUAUGCACCGAUGUUGGAAAAAAACAGCAACACUGGUUCAUGAUUAUUACCUCUCGAUUAGUAUUAACUGUAGAAAUCCUUUAAUAAUAAAUGUACAAGUGUGUAAUCAA
Molecule: messenger RNA, 1625 nt
Organism: Oreochromis niloticus (Nile tilapia)
Lineage: Eukaryota; Metazoa; Chordata; Actinopteri; Cichliformes; Cichlidae
Product: galectin-3
Exons: 6
Coding region: 142-1140 (332 amino acids)
Biological process (GO): negative regulation of endocytosis; monocyte chemotaxis; positive regulation of calcium ion import
Cellular component (GO): cytoplasm; immunological synapse; nucleus
Molecular function (GO): IgE binding; disaccharide binding; laminin binding
Source: RefSeq, a predicted model, not a curated record